AAAUAAGAAUAAUUAUUUACUAAAAUCCCUUUCACAAAAUGAAAAAUAACAUGUUAGAUAAAAAGGGAAAUCAACUAAAAUAAAAAUACCCCUUAUUAAUAUUAUUCAAAAACAUAUUCCCAUUAAACCAUAACUCAAUUAUGUCAAAUAAUCUCAUAGAAAUCAAGUUAAAAGAGACACCAAAUUCGAUGACCAAAACCUUCAAAUCAACUAUCACAAAAACCUCAAAAAUCUAAAAGAUGUAAAAAAUGAAAUUUAUUUAUUUUGAAUCAUUUGAUCAUGUGUCUCAAAGGGACAAUUAUUUGAAAUGAUAAAAUGUAAUGAACCCGGCCAUCCGGCCGGGCACAAAGCUAGUUAGUAGUUACCCAUCUAAACAAAAAACAAAUGGGCCAGUUCGGGCUUACUGAACAGAACACGGGAAGGCGGCCCAUUCGUGGACGUUCACUUUUCAGUUCCAGAUCCGGCGGCAAUUUUUUUGGGGACUCUGGCGCCGGAGUCGAGAAUUAAUUCGUUUGAACUGAAAGCAGAGAGGAGCAAACAGACAACGCACAGUUACCACUAAACAGCAGAAUUGCGGGAGGGGGUAGAGAAGCUGAGAGAGGCGGAGCAGUGUAGAAAUGGUCGCCGCGGCGAAAGGACUGAUGAUUUACAAGGUAUACAGGGAGCUAACUCGCGGCCUGUCGCCGCUGCUGCAACUUCACUUGCGGUGGCGCGUGUUCCGCGGCCGCGAGCACCCGGCGCGGUGGCAUGAGAGAAUUGGCCGGCCUUCUCUCCCCCGGCCGCCUGGUCCUCUCGUCUGGUUUCACGCUGUCUCCCUAGGCGAAGGAAUGGCUGCGAUUCCGGUCGUCAGGCAGUGCGCUCGUCGGCGGCCUGGGUUGAACAUUCUGAUGACAACGACGACGAUGUCCGCUUUUAAGGUGCUCGAGAAUGAUCUUCCGAGUGGCGUUCUACACCAGUUUUGUCCUGUGGAUACCCCGGCCGCCAUUGAUGCUUUCCUUUGCUACUGGAAGCCAAGUGCAGUUAUCUUAUUGGAGAGUGAGCUUUGGCCGAAUCUGAUCAUGGUAUCUUCAACUAAGGGUAUUCCACUUACAUUAUUGAAUGCUCGGAUGUCUGUGAAGUCCUUCAAAUUUUGGUCAGCAUGGGCGCUUCCAUUGAUAUCAUUAAUGCUAUCCAAGUUUGCUUUGAUUGUCCCAUUGAGUACCACUCAGGCAAUACGCUUCCAGCUUCUGCAAGCUCCACCUUCAAUCAUAAAUUUCGCUGGUGAUUUGAAAUACGUGGUGGAACAUGACAUGUCCAAGAGGAAUAUAGCAAGCACUGAAGAUUUGAAGGAGCAGCUCUCUGAUAGGCAUGUAUGGAUGGCUGCAUCAGUUCAUAGAGGUGAAGAACAAGUAAUCUUAGCAGUUCACAGAUUGUUAGUGCGAAGGUAUCCUGACUUGGUGACUAUUAUUGUCCCUCGCCACCUGCAGCUUGCCCACCAUAUUGUUGAAGAAUUGCAGAAAGAAGGACUUCAUGUAGCCUUGAGGUCUCGAAAGCAAAAGAUCACGGCUAGAGGACUCGUGUACGUGGUCGACACUUUAGGUGAAUUGAGGCAUCUAUAUAGCCUAACUCCAAUAGCUUUAGUUGGAGGUUCCUUCUGUCCUGGUUUCGCUGGCCACAACAUAUCCGAAGCUACCGCAGCUGGCUGUGCUGUUUUAACUGGUUUUCAUGUCGGACACUUCUCACACAUGAUAAAUGAAAUGCAACGACUGGAUCCUCUUUCAGUUGUGCAGGUGUCUGGAAAGGAAGAACUUCAAGAAGCGCUCUUCCAGCUCUUCAGUGACAGAAAGAUGCUCAAAGCACGACGCAUGGCUUCAAAACAAACGUUUCAUACCCUUUCGAGUGGAAUUCUUGCCAAAGUUUGGAACCUCUUGGAUACCCAUGUCCUUGACAGGAUCUCCAUUAUUGAAAAAAAUAAAAUAAAAUGAAAAGCGGCAUUCAUCAUAAUUGCAAGGUAAUCAAGCUAUGUUAGUACGUGAAAAUUGAAUCUGUGAUUGUUAGCAUGCUGCUCAAUACACCAUGAUGAUUGAAUAUUGAUGAAUCGACAUCGAUCAAUUUCUGAGUUCUCUCUCGAAAUCUACAGCCGCAAUAGCUGCUUGUCCGUCGUCGUCAGCAGUCUGCGUCGUUAAGGAUCGCCGGUAGGUGAGGUAUCUGUUUCCCUUCUGGUUUUCUUAUUUUCAGUUCAAUUUGUAGCGAUGAAAUUCUUCCUAAUGUAUUGUUUUCUUUCCCAAAAUGCGUCGGCACAAUAUUUUCGAUUCUUAUGAUUCUGUUUGGGAAGUUUUACCCUGUAAUUUUCUGUUUCUUAGCUAUUCACCGGCUGAGUUUUCCUGGGGAACUCAAAAUAUCGGGGAAACCCAAAAUACCGUGAAAAUAUCGCGAUUUAUUGUCAUAUCGCGAAAUAUCGCCAAUUUCAAGUUCUCGUCAAUUUAUCGCGUUUCGAUUUUGGUUUUGAGGGUCCGAAACGUUUCGCGUUUCGCCGUUUCGGCCUUCCUUUUCGCGCUUUUCCCUGGCGUUUUCUGACCUUUUCCCGCCGUUUUCCCAAUUUUCAGGCGUGUGAUUUCUUGAUCGCCUGAGUUCCCCCCCGCCUUCCUCUCUUUCCCGCUCGUAUUCCAUCUCCCACCUUGCAAAAAGCCAAAAACACAACACGCGGCGCGCCGGCCGGAGCUGACAGAGAACUGCUCCGCCUCCGUACGGGGAAACGGUCUUCAUCAAGUAGAGCGAACGAACUUGAAGGAUAAUUCAUAUUGGUACGAGGAAGCGCGCCCAUGCACCCUGCUCGUUUGUUUUUGUAUUGGUCAUAACCUCAAUUAACUGACAGAUAAGCCUUCCUUUUCUUUUCCAGUGCGAUUGGUGGUUUAGGGUUCAGAAGUUUGGAGAGGAGUAUUAUGGGAGCAGCUGGAACCAGUCUGCAUCACAUUAUCUCCUUCCUCGACCCUGUACCAUCGCUGAAACCAGUAUCCUCUUCAGGAGGUGGACAUGCUUGUGGGAAGAUCGAUGUACCAGUCCUUCGUUUAAAGAGGCAUCGCUCCAAAUUGGGUUUCAAAUUAGGAACAUUGUAAGCCAGCUUCUGUCUCUUGGAUCCUGCCGUGUCCUUGUUGGAGCAAUUGACUUUCGACUAGUCUUGGGGAUUAUUUCCUGGGUUACAAAGAAAUCAAAGUGUUUGAUAGAGUGAUCCGAUAUAUGCUGCUGCUUCCUAAUACCAUGGUAAUGAAGGUGGUCUUCUGCACUAUGUUUCGAUUAGCCCUCAGCCCAGUGGAGCUAGAGUCUGACGAGUUUACUAACAUAGAGGCGGCCUCCAUCUUCAAUCACCAUCAUCAUGAAUAUCUCAGGACGAGUAAGUUGAAGUUGGUUAUUGUAUCACCCUAAAAUGGAAAUGAAGGCCAACUCUUUUAUAUAUGAUGCUUGAAGUUUUUGCUCUGGUGCUCAAAUAUUUCAGUAAUAAAGGUGCUAAUAAACGUUCAAUGUUGAACCUUCCUGCCCUGGACCAAGCUAAGGUCUGCAUUGUUGGUAUGGCUGCUUCGGUUUGACAACGCUGAUAUUUCGCAGAGGAGAGGCUAAUCGUGCAUGCUUAAACUUGUCGAGUGGUUUGCAACAGUUGAAUUUCUCACCCUUCCCUUUGAAAACUCGCUCCAGGUAAGUUGCUUUACGUUGUCACUAGAUAUAAAUAUAAUUAAGUUCUGUGUGCUUGGUAAACAAAUAUUUUAGUUUAGUGGAAUUCUUGCCAAGGUUUGGAACCUCUUAGAAUAAGGAUGUCCGUGGGCAUAUCCCUCAUUUGUGUUCUGCUGCAAAUCGGGUAUUCCUAUGAAACUAUAUGCUAAAGUGAUAAUGGCUAGGUGAAAGUAGUCCUCAUUUGAAAUAUAUGAAGUAAUGCAUUUUAGUUCUACCGUGGAAAAUACCAGCGCUCAAAACACUCUGUCCACUUGUACAAACAUGAACAUCAGGAUCAGUUUCAUUCCUUAACACUGCUUUCGAUGUAUUGGUUCACUAUAAUCCUUGAAGAUUCUGUCUACUGAAUCAAAAUAAUGUUUUCUAGUAAUACACAGCAUGCGAAAGAUGUUGACAAAGUGUCUUCACAGAACCUUCAGCUGUUGAAAUUUCUGAACAUACCAACUUCUAACAGCUCGUUUUGUUUCCCACAUGCAUUCUUGAGUUUGUUUUCUACAUGCUCAUUGCAUAUUCAAGGGGAAGGUCGUGUAUAGUGGGAGAGAGUUUAUCCUGCUAAACAUAAAUGCCCGUUUUUCCAGACUUGUUUGCUAAAUUCAACCUGACGUUGAGUUUCUUACUCUCUUCCAGGAGGAAAAUUGGCACCUUUUUUUACUGGAAUCAUGAAGGAGAGGCCUCCAAUCCGUCUGAAAUCUGGACCCCUGGAUUUCUCUGGUGUCUGGUGCGAGAACUGGAUAUCUCGUCCCCAACCGUAAGCGAGUGGAUUAUAUCUCGAAAAGAAGGCUCAUCGCAAGGUAUGGCCAACAGUCCGUCGUUAUUCCAGCCAUUCUCCUCGUACGCUUGGUCCAGCAGCUGCCUGAGAACUGGAUGGUUCAAAUGAUCUGCUCUUAUGACGAUCCUCUUCCCAGCUUUCCCUACCAUCACUGGCAAAUGACCAGGAGGCACAUCCCGUGGAAGCUUAUGCUUCUGGCACACGUCGGUAAAAAUCUUCCUUAGCUUCAUGAUCUUGCAAAUCCCACCACACUCUAAUCCCUUUACCGAGAAAGCCAUUUCGAAAGUUGCUUUAGAAUGUUGAAUGAACCCUUUAGAAGAGAGGCCAUGCCUAUUUAUCUACCCUCGACAAGAAAGGAUCAUUCAUGUCUCAUUUCUACACGCAAUGCAAAGUUCUUUUUUUCUCCAUGUUUGAUAUUUUUCCCGUGAGGUCAAACCCCCAUGCAGAUGCAAUGUCCUGGUUUCCCUUUGUGUGUCAUGUUUUUCUUUCUGCAUUAACAUGGCUGUGAGAUGAGAUGCAUGAACCUUAGCCACCGAUACCGUGAAAAUUGGCAAUUGUUUCACAAAUGUUUUCAGAUUUUGCCCAAGGGCUGGUAUGUUAAUCUGGUUUUGCAUGUUGCUUGCAGGAUAGGUUUGGUGGGCUACGGGACCUUCCCUACUAGCUAUAGGUGCGGCUAGCUAGCGUGAAAUAGGCAAGUGUUGGAGGCGACGAGAAUUUGAUGUUUGGCUUACACACCUCUUAUCUUACGUUGCUGUUUGUUCUUCAGACAUGUCAGAUUUCCGUGUAACCUCGUACCCUAUGUCCUAUUCCUUGUGCUGCAGAAACUGUUCCAAUCGCCAUUAAGACAGAAGAGAGCGGUUGUAACCAGCCCAACCUAGGUUGGCCAAUGGCCAGGCCGGUAAGAUACUUCUCAAAGAUCUGUUUUUUUUAUUACAAAUGUCUCAUCGUGAUCGUAGUUCAUACUUAUCUUAGAUGAUAUUAAGCGUUACACGAAAUUAUAAUAUAAUGUUAUCUUCCAGAAUCAAUCGAAUUUCAUGCAUUUUGAUAAUUCUUAGUUACCAGCUGUCCUCUAUAUAGAAGUUCCCCGCCUAAUCUGACUGGUUAAAUACUUGGUCUAAUGUGCCAGAGGUGACUGUCCUCUAGAUAGAUUUUAGGAUGUCCUUAAUGGGAUGAUUGUUUUAAGGCGAUCCAACUUGAUCGUAUAAUUGUGUCUGGGUGAAACGAAUACAUCUAAUUUGAGUAGGUGUAAUCAUAAUAUUUACGUCUACGCGAUCAAUAGAAUAGUCAAAUUUCAUUUUAAAGACCUAGAUCUUUGAUUGUGCAUCCUCUUCAUUUUCAUAAUCUACUGUGAUUAAUCCCCCAUUAUUCCCCCACUAUUUCCCCUUCCCAUGUGAGCAAAUAUAUUAUGGAUUCCAAUUUUCGCAUGUGCCUUACCCUUUUGCAUUCACCUGCCAAACAAGCACCAGCGAAAAUCUUCAAAUAUUACUGCUUCAAUGCGGCUCCUCCAUUCCUCCCCCAUCUCUGUAGCUGGAAAUUUUAGGAUUCUGUCUCUGUAUAAUCCCUGUGGGAGACUGAAGUACACUGUAUAAUAAAUUACUAAUGCACUUUUAGCCCGUGUCUGGAUUUCGUUAAGGAGUCAAGAGGGAAGCUUCUAAAAGAGUUUAUUUAACGUGUCAACUCAUUGAGCCUUUCUGUCCUGUUGAGUGACCGACAAGAAAAAAGAAAGAAAGAAAGAAAACUGAUAAGAGAGAAAUUUUAGACCGCCAUUCCCGCCACCAAUUUCAUGUCGUUUUCCAUUCAGCCCCCUUUAUCACUUUUCCCUUCCUGAUUGGUCCUUUGGUAUUAUUAUGACUGUUCAUUUUACUCUCCAAAGUCCAUCACUUUAGAGAGACAACCCACCCAUAGGAAUCUGGUUAUCGUUUUACUGUGAAAGUUGGUACCAAAAAAUUGCCUUCCACCCACACAACAACCAUGCCCCAUUUCCAUGUUACCAAAAUUCACUUCUUCCAUGCUUUUGUGUUUCCCCCCCUUAUUUUCCUUUUCCUCUUACCCUUGUUCCACCACUGUGCACAAUGCAUGCAUAAAGAAAUGCACAGAAGAAAAAGCUUAGGAGGCUGGAUUGCUUCUAUUUGACACUGUACUUGUCGGGGGAGGGAAAUAAAGAACUGUGGUGGAAGAAGCAAAGUGAUUAAAGUUUUCAGUUUCUGAAAUUGCAAAUGUUUAUGGCUACCCAAGAUAACUUACCAGCUUUGGUUUGUAUUUCUUUCAUUUGUAUUGGAUCAGAUUCGAUUCUGGAUCGGGUCAUGGCGUCAUGCCCACCCUGCUCAAUCAAGCUUGGAGCUGAAGCAGUAGUUUGGUGCUAGCUUCUUCUCCCUAGGUAAGCAUUUCAACCCGUACAUUUCUGAGUAUUAAUUAGCCACUGAUGAGCCAUAGUUUCAGUAGUCAUGGCUGUGGUAUGAUAAUAUUAAGUAAUCACCAAAAUGGGGAAGACAGACUAAGGAUGGUUGGGGGGAAGGAGGUGAUCAUUCACUUCAUUGGCAACGGCAAAGCAAGCAGCUUUUUGCCUUUUGCUUCCUCAUGACUUAAAGUUGGGAGAGCCUUGCAUGCCAUAAUAUUAGAAUGAAGGGGGACCAUUGCCUCUAAUCAUUAUGUUAUGCAUUCCCUUUCUCCUCUUCUAUCCAUUUUUCUUCUUUUCCCUUUCACUUUUCCCCCCUUUGUUUUUCCCUUUCAAUUUAUUUAUUUAUUUAUAAAUAUAGGUAAGAAAGCAAAGCUGAGUAUCUAGACAGAUAACAACUUUGACAUGAUCUGGCUAGCCUAAUAUGUCAAUUGUCAAGGGUCAAACGAGUUAAAUAGUAUAAUCUAGCAGAAAUACUUACUAUUUAAUUUAACUAAUACACGAGAGUAAAUGUU
Linum trigynum is the source of this 7381-nucleotide messenger RNA. Lineage: Eukaryota; Viridiplantae; Streptophyta; Magnoliopsida; Malpighiales; Linaceae. The record is from the annotation of a GenBank genome assembly.